CUCACUCUUUGAGGCCAGAGUUUAGCAGCUGUCAGAGGACGGAGCAGAAGAUAGGAGGCUUUGCGAAAAGAAGGACGGAGAGAAAAUGCAACACAGGAGCGAUUCCCGACAUCAACACUUCUUCUCACAGCCAUCCACGGUUCAGCCUUUAAACUGUUAAUCUUUAGCCUCCGAGCUGGCGGACUUUCCCUCAGCUGUUGCUUUGUUUUGCUUUGCUUUGAUCGGCGCAGCGCUCUGUUGUCCAGAACUAGUCCAGACAUGAGCAACGCUAUCCCGAUUUUCUGGGACCAGUUGCAGGCUGGCAGCUCGGAUGUGGACUGGUGUGAAGGGAAUUACCUCAUCUACCCCAGCAUCGCUGAAUUUUACAACACGAUCAGCAACAUCUUGUUCUUUGUUUUGCCUCCUAUACUGAUGUUUUUGUUCCGUGAAUAUGCCCAGCACUUCAACAAUGGGAUCUACCUCAUCUGGAUCCUGCUGGUGGUGGUCGGCAUCGGUUCAACAUAUUUUCACGCCACACUCAGCUUCCUCGGCCAAAUGUUGGAUGAGCUGGCCAUCCUUUGGGUGCUCAUGUGUGCCAUCGCCAUGUGGUUUCCCAAGCGAUACAUGCCAAAGAUGUUCAGGAGAAACCGUUUGAGGUUCAAAGUGGUCAUCGGCAUCCUGUCUGGGAUCACCACCGCUUUGGCUUUUGUUAAACCUGUGGUCAACUCACUGUCGCUCAUGACUCUGGGCAUCCCCUGCACGGCGCUGCUCAUCACCGAGCUUAAAAGGUGUGAAAACUACCGUGUGUUCAAGCUGGGGCUGAUCUCGGGGAUCUGGUGGGCGCUAGCUCUGCUCUGCUGGAUCAGCGACAGGAUAUUCUGUGAAAUGUGGUCUUCAGUCAACUUCCCCUAUUUGCAUUGUGCCUGGCACAUCCUCAUCUGUCUGGCCUCCUACUUAGGCUGCGUCUGCUUCGCCUACUUCCAUGUGGCUACCGAGGCCCCAGAGCAAGGCCCCGUCAUCAUGUUCUGGCCCAACGAGAAGUGGGCUUUCAUUGGGGUGCCAUAUGUAUCUCUGCUCUGCGUUCAGAAAAAAUCUGCCAUCAAGGUGACAUAACCUGGUCUUCAUAGUUCUCAGCUCUACGGCUUUGACACCAGCAGGAUCCUGCAACCUGUCUGCAAGCUGCACUGCCCCCCCCGAAAACAGUGUCCGCUUUGAUCUGACUGGAAGAGGCACAUUUCAAAGAGUGAACCUAAACCUGCUCUGGGAUCUACUUUGAAUACGGACUGAGCUGCAUUUAUGAAUCUCUGAUGUCAUUAAUAUGUGAAUUAUCAUGCAGGGCAAGUCCUUAAAUGACAUAUCAAAGCCAACAAACCUUUACAGUGUUCUACACAUAAACUCAGGCUUUGCAUGAGACAUCAUGUGACUUUCUCAGAGCGUUCAGAUUAGUUAGGUAUCUGUGGCUUUGAUUCAGUUUCUAAAUGUUGGAAGACCUCAAUAUUAAGCAUAAUUCUGCUUCAAUAAUAAUCAUACAGCAACUCGUUGGAGCCAGGUAUGGUAACAUAGAAGUAAUCAAAUAGACACCCGAUUUAUAAGCUGAUUCCUACAAGAAGGUAAUUCUUGCCAAGCCUUAGGGUCUAAUCUAGCCAUUGUUUGCCUCCAGCAUGCUACUGUGAUUCUUUUUUUUUGUUUUGAGUUAUUUCAUUUAAAUGUUGCUAAACAUCAAUGCAAAAAAAAAAAAACUGUGAUUCCUGUAUUAUGAAAGGAGUCGAUAAACCUAAUUGUCAUUUACAGUUUUCAGUCUUAAAAAAACCCAAAUACCAUUCAGAUUUUUGUGAACAUAACAUGGCUGAUGAGCCAUUUUCAUUAGAUUUCAGCCUUGUAAAGUUCAUAUUUAUAGGAUUUAUUUGAUGUGAUGCAUUUCAUAUGUUGGGUGCUCCUCAAAGUGUUAAAGUAAUAUAAAAAGGUGCAAAUGCAUUUCAUAUAAGAUAACAAUAUAAUUGCAUAUAUAUAGAAAAAACAUAAUUGUGUUUUGAAGGGAAUGUGCAUUGGUUCUGUAAGUUUUAUUUUGCAUCCUGUAAAAAAUCUGCUAAUGGUAAUGCAACAGGUUAUAUUCUGUUUUUUUUUUUUUUUUUUUCUCUUGACCUCUUAUCCAGAAACCAAUAAAAAAAGAAGGAUGUAGUUUGAAUGUUUCUUAAUGAAAUGCUAUACCUAAGAGAAUGAUAACUAUUAAGUUUUUUUUUCCUUCUCAAAUAUUUGUAUGACAAUUUGAAUUGUUGUUGCACAUUAUUAGACAUUUCUACGACAUGCAAAGAAUUUAAAGUUGCAAAAAUAAGUGGUGCAAUCAUUAAAAGUCAAUGAAAGUUUGUAAUUUGCAAGAAUCCAGAAAAAACAGACUGAGAUGAUGUCUUUUUAUUUGUUUUUUUGAAAUAUGUUAAGUUGUAAAGUUCAAUAUUUUUCAUAAAGGAAGAGAAAAGGUCCCACAGGGAAUGAUGGCUUCCAUUUUACAGUGUUUCUGCCUUUUGUUUUGUCAGACUUUGUAAAUGUAUAUUUUAGAGAAACUUUAGGAAGGAUUUACGAUGUGAAGCGAUACCCAUAGUAUCCGCUGUGUACGGCACAAUAUGUUGAAUGAGGUAGUUAAAGGUGAUAAGAUAAUUGUUUGCAGUGGAAAUGAAUAAUAUUGCAUCACAGUUAGCAGCCAAUGAAAAAAAGAGCAGACCUUUAUAUUCUGCCGUUUUGCUUUGUGAUGUUUAAUCCGUGUGAAUCUCAGUGUUUCUCCACUUUCAGUCAAAAUACGGAUAAAUUGCACAGACAUAUUUAUUUUCAUGAAUGACUCUCUUUUGUACGCAAAUAUUUGUAGCAGAUUAGAGUUUUGAUAUUUUCUGUAAUAAAUAAAG
Messenger RNA from Cyprinodon variegatus (sheepshead minnow), 2873 nucleotides. RefSeq names its product alkaline ceramidase 2 (gene acer2). Gene Ontology annotation, molecular function: hydrolase activity, acting on carbon-nitrogen (but not peptide) bonds, in linear amides. Gene Ontology annotation, biological process: ceramide metabolic process. The transcript has 6 exons. The record is from RefSeq and is a predicted model, not a curated record. NCBI's taxonomy places the organism in Eukaryota, Metazoa, Chordata, Actinopteri, Cyprinodontiformes, Cyprinodontidae. Bases 259 to 1092 code for a protein of 277 amino acids. Gene Ontology annotation, cellular component: membrane.